Cygnus olor (mute swan) is the source of this 7837-nucleotide messenger RNA. It is a transcript of the gene ATP7B, whose product is annotated as ATPase copper transporting beta. NCBI's taxonomy places the organism in Eukaryota, Metazoa, Chordata, Aves, Anseriformes, Anatidae. Gene Ontology annotation, cellular component: membrane; perinuclear region of cytoplasm; trans-Golgi network. Bases 1698 to 5987 code for a protein of 1429 amino acids. The record is from RefSeq and is a predicted model, not a curated record. Gene Ontology annotation, molecular function: ATP hydrolysis activity; ATP binding; copper ion binding. The transcript is spliced from 21 exons. Gene Ontology annotation, biological process: monoatomic cation transport; copper ion homeostasis.
GAGAGGAAUCUGAAUAUCGUUCACCUUAUAGAAACACUUGGGUAUCUGAUGGCUGCCAGCCUUCUCAGGACAUUGUAGCCAAGGAGGUAUCCUUCUGAUUUCAUGGCUCAAAACUGAGAGCAAAUGCCACUGAAGAGGGAAAGUUGUCUAGUUUGUUCCCUCUUAAGUUAUAAAAAGGUCUCUUUUUUUUUUUUUCUGUAAUAAGUGUGCCAGUUAGUUCAGAAAAGUCAAGGAUGUGGCUCUGUACCGUGAAUGUGACCAAGCUUCCGUUGAACUUUCAGCUGCAGCUGUCGCUUUGUCCGGCUGAAAGCAGCUGCAGGGCAAGAGCAGGGGCUUGCUUGAAGAAGUGGUGCACGCAUUUAAUCACUACUCCUCUUUUGGCUUAAAGAGGGCGCUGAGGGAGGAGAAAUUCUGUUUCACGCUCUGGCUAGGUGUUUGUAGCAGCCUGUUGAUAACUGAGAGUUACCAGCAUUGUUUGUAAUGUUUCUAGGAGCUUUGCAGUUCUCUGUUCUUCUUAAAGCUCCAGUUUCUGCAGUCACACACACACAAAAAACAAAACCAGUCUGCCUCUAUCUUAAUGGGGGAGAAUUUCCAAAAUUUUAGCGGAGUGCAUCCUGAAGACAGUCUAAAAGAACCCAAAACACAGUCAAAUGUGAAAUUAUUUUUUUUUUUUUUAGCCUGAUGUCACUGUUUGCAUGCCUUGGAAUGGAUUGUAUAUCAGAUAUCUGAUAUCCGAUGAGGAGAGUAGAAAAAUGUUAUUUUUAUAUUCAAAGGCAGACUGGCUUUCUAGUUUAGUGUAAAUACUGAAGUCUGUCUUUACACUGACGUGAUGUUCAGGUAUCUGAACCGGUUCCUUUUGUUUGCCUGUCAGGUGAAGGCAAUAUGACCCCCUUACCUCCAGGCUACUGAUUUUUAACUUGCUCCCAAGCUUCUCAUCUUUCGAGGCAUUGUUAAGAAUAUUUUAACAUGCUUGCUUUGGACAAGAAGGACAAGAGGGAUUAGGCACAGGACAAGUCAUCCUAUAAAGCCAGGGAUGAAUGCACCCAGGAAGCAUAAUUUACACAAAGACGUACUUUUUGUGGGCUUAAUACAUUCUCUGGUGGUAGCAAGUAGCAUAAAGGGGAAAACAUGUUUUAUGAGCUGCUGAGGCUUUAAGUCAAAGUCAAUUUUCUUGGUAUGUUUUGUAUUUUCUUGAAUGACGAUGAAAAUAUUUCCUCCAGCAUUAGCAGAGUGCUGCAAAAGCAGCAGCCAGAUUUUGUAUUUGCCCUCUAAAUCCCAUGCUACCACCCCUGAGUGAUUCUUCCUGGUAAAGCUUCUCAGCUGUGCAACAUCUAGCCUCCAACCAGGGCAUGUUGUUGUUACCAGGUGAGACAGGCAGCGGCUCCUUCCUUCAGCCCUCAGUAAAAUGCUCACCUGCUGUUAGCAGCUGACACAGUUAGCAUCAGCUCCAAAGGGGCAAUUAAUUGAGCAGGAAUGGGGAAAACAAUUUGGGUGGGUAACUCCAAGCAGCUGCCUUGCUCCUCCAGCAGACAUUGCUGCCCUUGGGGUGCCACAUCGCGUCCCUCAGACCUGGCUCCUGGGCCACGAGAGAGUUGUGGAGGGGGGAGGGAGAGGGCAGGGCCUCUGAGCUUUCAGACUGCUUUUUUAAGGCUUUGUCCAACACCGAUUCCCCUCCCAGCUGUGCGCUGGAACCUACAAUGAAACAGAAUUUUGCUUUUGACAACAUGGGCUAUGAGGAGGGCUUUGAAACCCUGCCUUCACCAUCUUCCCAAGAGCGCACUGUUGCAGUCACUGUUGUGGGGAUGACUUGCCAGUCUUGUGUGCAGUCAGUAGAAGGACGAAUUUCCAAGGUGAAGGGCAUCGUGAGUAUUAAAGUCUCCCUUGAACAGAAUAGUGCCCUAGUAAAGUACCUGCAGUCAGAAAUAAGCCCUGCACAGAUUUGCCAGGAAAUUCAGGACAUGGGCUUUGACGCUAACAUCGCAGAAGAGAGGUUGACACCAGCGUCUGUAAGUUUACCGUGCUCGAGAGAAGCGGUAAUAAAGCUUCGGAUAGAAGGCAUGACGUGCCAGUCCUGCGUCACCAGCAUUGAAGGAAAGAUGAAGAAGCUGCAUGGUGUGGCAAAAAUCAAGGUGUCGCUCACUAACCAGGAGGCAAUCAUCGCUUACCAGCCUUACAUCAUUCAGCCUGAGGAACUCAAGAGCCAUAUCAGUAGCCUGGGGUACGACUGCACUGUUAAGAGUAAAUCGACGCCUUUGAAGCUCGGUGUGCUUGAUCUCGGGCGCCUGCAGAGCGCAGACCCCAAGGAGACACCGGCAAGUCUUGAGAGCAGCGGGUUGGGUCCACAGGCUGCCAAGAUGUGUAGCACAGCUACCGUGGCUGUACAGAUAGAAGGCAUGCACUGCAAGUCCUGUGUCAGAAACAUUGAAGGAAACAUAUCCUCUCUUCCAGGCGUGCAAAGUAUUAACGUGUCUUUGGAGCAUAAAUGUGCCGUUGUACAGUACAGCCCAAAUUUAAUUACCCUGUCAGCUUUGCAGCAAGCUAUUGAGUCCCUUCCACCCGGAAACUUUAAAGUGUGCCUCCUUAAUGAUUCAGAAGCAAAUAACCAGGCAUCUCCAUCGCCUGCUUUGCUAUGCGGUCUUGCCGGAGAGCCACUGGACGACACGAUGUGCACGGCUGUUACUAGGAUUGAUGGUAUGACCUGCAAUUCCUGUGUACAGUCCAUAGAAGGGACAAUAUCGCAGAGACAAGGUGUGCAGCACAUAGCAGUUUCUUUAGCUGGCAAGACUGGGACCAUACGUUAUGAUCCAGCUGUCACAAAUGGAGAGGAGUUGAGAGCUGCCAUAGAAGAUAUGGGGUUUGAUGUGUCCGUGCUGACAGAUACUGGCACAGGAGAACACAAGCAUCGGCCUGACGCCAGCGAUGCCGCGGUGCAGCCUCGAGCUCCGGAGUCUCCUCGCCAGGAUCGUGCCUCAGAUGCUCUUCUGGAGAGUCCUCACCUCGAUGGGCCAAACCAGCCCAGUGAAGCCAAGAAGUGUUUUUUGCAAGUCACUGGCAUGACCUGUGCAUCGUGCGUGUCUACCAUCGAAAGAAAAUUGCAGAAAGAAGAAGGAAUUGUUUCAGUGUUGGUAGCCCUGAUGGCAGGUAAAGCAGAGAUAAAAUACAAGCCAGAGUUCAUACAGCCUCUUGAAAUAGCACAGCUGAUCCAGAAUUUGGGUUUUGAGGCAACUGUCAUAGAAGAUCAUGCAGAAACAGAAGGAAAUGUGGAGCUUCUUAUUACAGGGAUGACUUGUGCUUCUUGUGUUCACAACAUUGAAUCCAAACUUAUGAGAACAAAUGGCAUAUUCUACGCCUCAGUUGCACUUGCUACUUGCAAAGCUCACAUCCAGUUUGAUCCUGAAAUUACAGGACCUCGAGACAUUAUAAAAAUAAUUGAGGAAAUUGGCUUUCACGCUUCUGUGUCUAGAAGAGUUCCAAAUGCACAUAACUUGGAUCAUAAAAAAGAAAUACAGCAGUGGAGGAAGUCUUUCUUGUGCAGCCUAGUGUUUGGUAUCCCUGUCUUAAUCCUAAUGAUUUAUAUGCUAAUACCUGACGGCGGACGCCAUGGGUCUAUGGUGCUGGAACAGAAUCUCAUUCCUGGAUUAUCUAUAUUAAAUCUCCUCUUCUUUGUCCUGUGCACUUUUGUUCAGUUUCUUGGUGGAUGGUAUUUUUACUUACAAGCUUACAAAUCACUGAAGCACAAGACGGCCAAUAUGGAUGUGCUCAUCGUACUGGCCACAACGAUUGCUUAUGUGUAUUCCUGUGUGAUCCUCAUGGUGGCCAUCAUUGAAAAGGCAGAGAAAAGUCCUGUCACUUUCUUUGACACUCCUCCAAUGCUGUUUGUAUUCAUUGCCCUUGGGAGAUGGCUUGAACACAUAGCAAAGAGUAAGACCUCAGAAGCUCUUGCUAAACUUAUAUCUCUUCAAGCCACGGAAGCCACUGUGGUGACUCUUGGACCUGACCACUCUAUCAUCAGGGAGGAGCAAGUAGCUGUUGAACUGGUUCAAAGGGGUGAUAUUGUAAAAGUUGUUCCUGGUGGAAAGUUCCCUGUGGAUGGAAAGGUCAUUGAAGGCAGUUCUAUGGCAGAUGAGUCUCUCAUUACUGGGGAAGCCAUGCCAGUCACUAAAAAGCCUGGGAGCACAGUGAUCGCUGGUUCAAUAAAUGCGCAUGGCUCAGUUCUUGUUAACGCAACCCAUGUUGGUAACGAUACCACUCUAGCACAGAUUGUGAAACUGGUGGAAGAAGCUCAAAUGUCAAAGGCACCUAUCCAGCAACUGGCAGAUAGGUUUAGUGGAUAUUUUGUUCCAUUUAUCAUCAUUAUUUCUACAGUGACUUUGAUAGUAUGGAUCACAAUUGGUUUUAUAAAAUUUGAUAUCAUUCAGAAAUAUUUUCCUAAUCAGAACAAACACGCUACAAAAGCUGAACUGAUACUGCGGUUUGCGUUUCAAACCUCAAUCACUGUGCUGAGCAUUGCAUGCCCCUGUUCUUUAGGCUUGGCUACCCCAACAGCUGUGAUGGUGGGCACAGGAGUUGCUGCGCAGAACGGUAUUCUCAUCAAAGGUGGAAAACCCCUGGAAAUGGCACACAAGAUCAAGACUGUGAUGUUUGAUAAAACUGGGACCAUCACUUGUGGAGUUCCUAAAGUGAUGAGGGUACUUCUGCUGGGAGACACAGCUGUGCUCUCUCUGAAGAAGGUCCUGGCGGUGGUUGGCACUGCAGAAGCCAGCAGCGAGCAUCCUUUAGGAGUGGCAGUCACUAAAUACUGCAAAGAGGAGCUUGGCACUCAGAGCCUGGGAUACUGCACCAACUUCCAGGCAGUCCCAGGCUGUGGCAUCAGCUGUAAAGUUGGCGGUGUUGAGGCCGUCCUGGGCAUGGCCGAGGAGGGUCUGGGUGAGCGGGUCGCUAACAGGAGUGGGGACAGCAGUGUUCCUCUGGAAGAUAACACACUGAUCGUGCUCUCUGAAUCAGAAGGUCCAUCAGCUUCCCAUGUGUACUCGGUACUGAUUGGAAAUCGUGAGUGGAUGCGACGCAAUGGCUUGCAUAUUGCAAAUGAUGUAAAUGAUGCAAUGACAGACCACGAAACGAAAGGACAGACUGCCAUAUUAGUGGCUAUAGAUGGUACCCUGUGUGGAAUGAUUGCGAUAGCAGACACUGUCAAGCAGGAGGCAGCCCUUGCUGUGCACACGCUGAAAAACAUGGGAAUAGACGUGGUGCUGAUAACAGGAGACAACAGAAAAACUGCAAAAGCCAUUGCUACUCAGGUUGGGAUCAAAAAAGUAUUCGCUGAAGUUCUUCCUUCUCACAAGGUUGCAAAGGUCCAGGAGCUCCAAAAUGAGAGGAGGAAGGUUGCAAUGGUUGGUGAUGGAGUCAAUGAUUCCCCUGCACUAGCCAGGGCUGACAUUGGAAUUGCGAUCGGAACAGGCACUGAUGUUGCCAUUGAAGCAGCAGAUGUUGUUCUUAUCCGAAACAACUUGCUAGAUGUUGUUGCCAGUAUUCACUUAUCAAAGAGAACAGUACGAAGGAUACGGAUAAAUCUGAUUCUUGCCUUAAUUUAUAAUCUGCUUGGAAUACCAAUAGCAGCAGGUGUGUUCAUGCCCGUUGGCCUCGUGCUUCAGCCUUGGAUGGGAUCAGCUGCAAUGGCAGCUUCCUCUGUGUCCGUCGUGCUGUCCUCCCUGCAGCUGAAAUGUUAUAAGAAGCCAGACACAGAAAGUUAUGAGGCACAAGCUCAAGGCCGCAUGAAGCCACUUACUCCUUCCCAAAUCAGUGUUCACAUUGGAAUGGAUGAUAGGAGGAGGGAUUCAUCCAGACCAGCUCCCUGGGAUCAGAUUAGUCAAGUGUCACUCUCUUCCUUGACUUCAGACAAGCUGCCCAGACAUAAUGGCUUUUUUGAGGAGGAAGGGGACAAGUGGUCGCUGCUCAUGAACGGAAGAGAUGAAGAACAGUACAUCUGAAGCACUGUGUUCUUAGUGCAGCAGGAAACAUUCCAGUGACGAGAGGAACUGAGUUAUGGCAUCAAGAUCUUCAAGGUUAUAAGUGAAGCUAUUCCUUCAGCUCACAAAAUGAUUGCAACUCAGUCUGGUGUUGGGUUGUAUGGACUGUGGAUUCCUUCAGGUCACCAGUUAUGUCCAGUCGCUGAAAGAAUCUGGGGCUCUGUAGUGAACUGGCUCCUUUGCACACAGCAAACAGUGAAAUAAUGUAAAAUUGUAAUUUCAGAGUUGAAUGGAGUUUUUCUCUUCUGGACUGUUCGCUGGGCACCAUAUUUCAUACUUUUCACUCUUUCUAACUUUAUUCUUUAAAGAGUAUAUGAAGCAAAAAUAUUUUCAGAGCUUCCAAAUACUAGUUUCAGUGUCCAAGUGAAAAUAUCCGUGGCAUAAGGAGCUCUGUGGUUGGAAGCUGUAUUUUUAAGCAGAAUCCUAACUAGUCACAUCACUGUGAGAGCACUUUAUACUUAGGAUUCGUGUGCAUCUUAUUGGACCAAAAAUGCUUCAGUGUUUCACUGACUAUAACUCUCUGAAAUGUCCAUGUUAGACUUUCACUUGCUUUCAAAUAUCCACAUCCUUUUGGUGCACAUUUCCACUGCUAAACUUGUUCAGUGAUUCCCACUGCUCUCCUAGGUUUUCUCUUUUGCUCCACAUCAGCUUUUUUUUCCCCUUUCUUCACACAAGAUAUCUUCUCUGACUUCUUACUAUGUUUACAGAUAUUCCUGUUUGGGACAAACUCUUCAUAGUCACUAGGAAUAUUCCAUUCUUAAUGCAAUUCCUGGUCCAAGUUAGCGCAGUAUUUUCCUGUGGAUACCUUGCAGGAUCCUUUGAAGUCCCAGACAAUUGGACAGUUGGCUGGCUCUUCCCUCUGAGUGAAGAAUUUAUAUCAGCGUGAGUGAAGGAGGUAUUUACCAUGGAGUGACUGAAAGCAGGACUAGGUCUAAUGUUGGUUCAUUGCAUGUUAACUCCAGUUUGCGUGUUGAUUAAAGUGGAGUCUAAAGGUUAAAUGGGACGUGGUGGAAAAGCGGCCCUAAAAUGUUGGACUUCUAGUUGCCAUUUAUAAUUUACUGUUUCUGAUGACAGAAGGGCUUGAACUAAAACGAUCUGUAAUAGCUUGAAUUUUAAUGUAAAUGGGUUUUCAUGUUUUGAAUUGGUUUUAAUUUUCAUCUUUUCUCUAGUUUAGUAAGAAAUGAAGGUGCUGAACAAACGUUUUUCACUUUAACGUCUUUACCAAAGCUGGCAGUAACUUUGUCACUCUGAAUGUCAAAUUCAUCCCUUAACACCUUUUGGAGUCAGUCAGGGCAAUCGACUGCUUCAGUGCACUGAAUCUGGUCCCAUGGUGCUGUACUGCUGGACUGUGGGACUCUGAAGUAAGCAGACCAGAGUUUUAUGAUCUUAUCUAAAAGGUGAAAGGACAGAUAUUACCAUGCCGAGCAAUGUGAAAUAAGCAUUUAAUUUCACUGACCUAUAUAUAGGACUGUUUCCAAUGGGGGUUCAUAUCCCGCUCCUCCUAAUUUCUUUUUGUUUUUACAAAUCAGGAAAGAGACUGUUCCUAAAGCAUCAGGCAGGUCUUCCUAUUCUCUCUUCCUCUUAAUAUUAUUUUUGAGCUGUCCUUAGAAAACAUCAACAGCAUUGUCUUAAAUACAAAUACAAAUCAGUUUUAAAACUGUAAAAUCUCUUUAUAUGUGCAGAGAUUACUUUCACAGCGUGCACUUUUCAAACAUGCCACAGGUGCCUACAGACGGCCCUGCGGGGAAGGUGGUCUACUGUUUCACUAUGUUGUGUUUCCUUACCAGUGCUUACAGUAAAAAUUUGGUGUU